Molecule: messenger RNA, 1171 nt
Organism: Octopus bimaculoides (California two-spot octopus)
Lineage: Eukaryota; Metazoa; Mollusca; Cephalopoda; Octopoda; Octopodidae
Product: UPAR/Ly6 domain-containing protein crok
Biological process (GO): sleep; regulation of synaptic transmission, cholinergic; positive regulation of voltage-gated potassium channel activity
Source: RefSeq, a predicted model, not a curated record
AAGAAGACAAAGUAAGAGCGUGCAGAGAGGAGGAGAAGAAAAAUGAAGAAAAGAAAGAGAAGCUAGAAGAGUGCAAGAGAGGUGGAGGCGGAGGCAGCAGUAAUCCCCCGGAUGUUGGACCGUCUGACAUUUGCUUAUGAACAGCAACUAACUAAAGAUGGAUGUAAGUCCCCUCUUCUUGCUGUUUCUUGUGCUCAGCCUCAUUGAAAGAGGUCUCUGCAUCAAAUGUUACAACUGUAACUCAUCACCUUUCCAGAGUGGAAGAUUCUGUGUUGAACUACCAAGGAAAUCUUCAUUUGAAAUUGACUGUGAUUUAUUCCAAAAAAAUUACACACGAUGCCGUAAAGUGGUUCAAAAUGUUGAUGAUGAUGUACGAAUAAUUCGCCAAUGUGCAACAUCAGAUGGCAAACUUGGUUGCGAAAGUCGAGUUGGAACCAAAAAUAUAAAGAUGAAAUACUGUCUCUGUGACAAAGACCGUUGUAACUCUGCACCAGUGCCAACAAGUUUUAUCUCAAGGUUCCUGUUAUAUGGAUUUGCCAGCAUGGUGGUAGUCAUCACUAGAACAAUGCAUAAUGUCUUUUGAGAAGGCUCUUCAAAGACAUCUUAAUAACACGCCAAAAUCUUACACAACUGCGGAUGGUAAUAUGAAGAAUGAUUGAAAAUGUUACGUCGAAAAUGGAAAGAAAAGAAGAAAAAAAUUUUUUUUUUUCAAUACGAAUAAAUGUAAAUGAGAACUGGAAUGAAAAGUGUAACCAAUUUUGCUUUUUUUUUUAAUUAAAAAUUUUUUUGAUAUUUUCUUAUCUUUAAUUUUUUUACUGUCUUUUCUAGGUUUGUUUGUAUUAUUUUUCUUUUGUCAUUGUUGUCUGUUUAAUAUAAUUUUUGUGUAACGUUUGUAUAAAUACAUUUCUUUAUAUUCAUUAUAUAUACAUUUAUAUAUGCAUGUGUGUAUGUAUGAGUUUGUAUGAAUAUGUAAGUAUGCAUAUAUAUAUCUAUAAAUCAAUAUAUAUAUAUAUAUAUAUAUAUCCACACACAUACACACAAAUAUAUUCUCAUGUAUAUAUAUGUAUGUAUGUAUAUAUAUAUAUAUAUAUAUAUAUAUACUAUUACCUUUGUGUCUAUAUGACAAAAUAUUGCUAUUAUUUGAAAUAUUAAAAAAAAAGAUAAAAUCAAA